This is a messenger RNA of Komagataella phaffii GS115, 2169 nucleotides long. RefSeq lists its product as uncharacterized. Gene Ontology annotation, biological process: regulation of transcription by RNA polymerase II. NCBI's taxonomy places the organism in Eukaryota, Fungi, Ascomycota, Pichiomycetes, Pichiales, Pichiaceae. Gene Ontology annotation, cellular component: SAGA complex. Bases 1 to 2169 code for a protein of 722 amino acids. The transcript has a single exon. The record is from RefSeq and is a predicted model, not a curated record. Gene Ontology annotation, molecular function: transcription coactivator activity.
AUGGCUGCUAGGUCUAGUACUCGUCGAGGAGGCCAGCCUCCUGGAGUUGCUAAGAGUCUUGGGUCGAAUAAAAGUUCCCCUGUGAAGAAAGGACUGGGCGCUGGCAAGGGUAAACCUAAGGUUGAUUACCCCAAACAGAACCCUUCAUCCACUCUUCAUGAUAUCCUGAGCGAGUUAAAUUUAUCCUAUGAUUCUAAUUUGGGUCUGCUUCAAGGAGAUGGUAUUGCUUUUCCACCAUCGGUUUCCGUGUUGAACAACGUCAAAGGUUUGUUUGAACAGUUGAUUGAAGAGUUGCAAUAUGUCAGUAAUUACGAUGACAAUCUCCUCAAGAUAAUUGAUAACAAGCUCAAAGAAAUUGAGCAUAAGCCUUCAACCGGAGAGGUGAAAGAGGAAGAGAUUGAUGGUACUGAGAGUGAACAGCCUGCUAGAAAAAGGCAGAAAGUUCAAAGUACCGAUAGGAUUGAAAUCCCAGACACCAAACCACAAGGGUUGCCAUUGAAGGAAAGCAGUAGUCAAAAAGUGGACUCGAAAACAUCGGUAAAAGAUGAAGCCAAAGAAGAUGAAAUUGGCGAUGACAACGAUGAUGAUGAUGAAGAUGAUGCAAUGGAAGAAGAUGAAGCUGGUGACGAUGAUGAGGAUGAGGAAGAAGCUGAAAUAGAAGGUGAGGCAGGGAUUGGAGGGGAACCUGGGGCUGAGGCGGCAGUAGAGGCUGACGAUGAUGAAGAGGAUGAAGAAGUUGAAGAAGAAGAGGCUGCAUCUGAAGCUAAACCAGUUGUCAAAGAAGGAUUCGAACAAGAAGGCCAUUAUACUCGUGAGAACGAUACCAGAGUCAAAAAUCCCAAAUCAGAAUUUGUUACAUCCCAGACGUUACCAGUGGCAGCGGUGGAACUGGGACUCUACGAUGAAAAUGGACUGGAACAAACUGGUGAAGACUACUAUAAGAGGAAAUAUGGAGUCGCUUCUUAUCCAACGAGCGAUUUGAAAGAGUUCCUGCCUGGAGAGCUUCCAGAUGAAGAUUUUACGAAAAGCAAACCACCAUCCCAAGUACAAUUCAGCACCUUUCAAAGCUAUUUGGAACCAUAUUUCCGCCCUUUUACGGAGGAAGAUAUCAAGUUCCUUAAAAAACAGUAUAACUUGCCCCAAAAUCUUCCGAAAAACUACGAUCCAAAUGUGACUCCAUUUGUAAUACCUAAAUUUGGUGCUCACUACAGAGAUACAUGGUAUGAGGAGGAUAUCAACACAGGAAUGAUUAAGAAAAAACCCAAUGACGUAGACCCCCGUCUGGCUGACCAAAAAAUGCGCCAAGAUGCUCUGAUACCAAAGGGGAGCGGUGCUUCUUUAACUGAUGAUGUCUUGGAGACUGAAAAGGUAUCGUGUGGUCCUUUAGCAUCUCGACUGCUUUCCGCUUUACUAAAAAAUGGUGACGAUACUGAGGAUGGUGAACCAGUGGACAAUGAUGACAACAAUAACGUUUCAAGCGCUAUUGGAAAUGAAGGAUGGACGCCCUCUGUGGAGACAUCCGAUUACGAGACUUUAGAUCAAAGAUUGAGGCGAGAGCUGAAGUAUAUUGGUGUGUUUAUGAACGUGGAACAAACUUUGAAGCGUGAAGGACACGCUGAUGAAUUAGUUAACUCUGUUGGAGUAACUAGCGGAAAUGGAGAAUUUGAAGAAGACUGGCUAAACAGUAGAGAAGACGAUGAAAUCUCAGCUGAAAUGAGAUCUUUGCAACGAGAGUUACGAAGGCUUACCAGAAAAAAUGUUCGAAGGAAGGAAAAGUUGAUUCCUAUAGUCGAGGAACAACUAGCAUGGCAGGAGUACCAGUCCAUUUUGGAGGACCUAGAUAAACAAGUUGAUCAGGCAUAUCUAAGGCGUAUUCGUGUUCCCCGCAAGAACAAGCGCAAGAAUGAAAGCCAGUCUUCUGGCCAACAAACUCAACAGCAGCAGCAGCAGCAACAACAACAGCAGCAGCAAGAUCAACAACAAACAGGAUUCAAAGCUCUUUUGGAUAAGCGCACGCGGUGGAUUGAAAAAAUUGGGCCUCUCUUCAAGCCUCCACAUUUAAUGAGACGACCACCAUCUGAGAGCGUUUUCAAAGAUGUGGACUUAGAAAAUGAUGAUGAAGAACUAGAAGAAGACGAUGAGAUGAAGGUUGACAUAGAUCUGCGAUGA